Penicillium odoratum is the source of this 2370-nucleotide messenger RNA. Its product is annotated as WD repeat PLAP family protein. Lineage: Eukaryota; Fungi; Ascomycota; Eurotiomycetes; Eurotiales; Aspergillaceae. The record is from RefSeq and is a predicted model, not a curated record. The coding region runs from base 1 to 2370 and encodes 789 amino acids. Gene Ontology annotation, molecular function: ubiquitin binding. The transcript is spliced from 3 exons. Gene Ontology annotation, cellular component: cytoplasm; nucleus. Gene Ontology annotation, biological process: proteasome-mediated ubiquitin-dependent protein catabolic process; ubiquitin recycling.
AUGCCUGACUUCAAGAUCUCCGCUUCUCUUGAGGGUCACGGCGAUGAUGUUCGCGCCGUGGCCUUUCCCAACCCCAAUGCAGUUUUUUCAGCCUCUCGUGAUGCCACAGUCCGCCUCUGGAAGCUCGUUUCAACCCCGCCCCCCACCUACGAUUACACCAUCACAGCGCAUGGCCAAGCAUUCAUCAACACCUUAGCUUACCUCCCACCAUCAUCCGAAUACCCCGAAGGUCUCAUUCUAUCGGGUGGCCAAGAUACCAUUAUCGAAGCUCGGCAACCUGGCAAGAAGGCGGAUGAUAAUGCAGACGCUAUGCUGCUUGGUCAUGGUCACAAUAUUUGCGCUCUGGAUGUCUCUCCGGACGGUCAGUGGGUUGUGAGUGGUAGCUGGGAUUCGACAGCUCGCCUUUGGAAAGUUGGCAAGUGGGAAGCCGAUGUGGUAUUGGAAGGACAUGAAGCCAGUGUCUGGGCUGUGCUAGCUUAUGAUAAGGACACCAUCAUCACCGGCUGUGCUGACCAAAUGAUUCGCAUUUUCAAUACAUCAGGAACGCUACUCGGGAGCGUUAGGAACUCCAACGACGUCGUUCGAGCCUUGUGCAAGGUUCCUGCGUCAAACCCAACUGGGGCACAAUUUGCAUCCGCUAGUAACGAUGGAAUUAUUCGACUUUACACUUUGCAGGGUGAUCUAGUCGCCUCGCUUCACGGCCACGAGAGCUUUGUUUAUUCCCUUGCUGCACUGCCUUCAGGCGAGCUCGUCAGUGCGGGAGAAGACCGAACCGUUCGUGUCUGGAACGGAACUCAAUGUGUGCAAACCAUUACACACCCUGCCAUCUCAGUAUGGAGUGUCGCAGCGUGUAAAGAAAGCGGCGAUAUCGUCACUGGUGCUAGUGAUCGCAUUGCUCGUGUCUUUAGUAGAAGCCCAGAACGGCAGGCGGCGCCGGAAGUCAUCCAGCAGUUCGAUCAAGCAGUCAGAGAGUCAGCAAUUCCAGCAGAACAAGUUGGAAAGGUCAACAAAGAACAACUUCCGGGUCCCGAAUUCCUGCAACAAAAGUCAGGAACGAAGGAAGGUCAGGUACAGAUGAUUCACCAAGAUGAUGGCAGUAUCACUGCCCAUACUUGGUCAUCUGCGACCCAGGAAUGGAUCGCCGUUGGCACGGUGGUUGAUUCAGCAGGAAGCAGUGGCCGCAAAACAGAAUAUCAAGGACAAGAGUAUGACUACGUCUUUGAUGUUGAUAUUGAAGACGGCAAGCCUCCGCUCAAGCUCCCUUUUAAUGUCUCACAAAACCCUUAUGAAGCAGCGAACAAGUUCAUUGGUGACAAUGAGUUGCCCAUAUCAUACUUGGAUCAGGUUGCAAAUUUCAUUACACAGAAUACCCAAGGCGCCACCCUUGGUCAAUCCCAGGAGCCAACAACUCAAGGCGCAGACGCUUGGGGCUCAGAUCGACGAUACCGCCCCGGGGAUGGAGACACCCCAGCCACUGAAACCGCAGCGCCGCCUCCCCCUCAACCACGCCCUCAAGUUCUACCCCAGAAGACUUAUCUAUCAAUCCGGUCUGCCAAUCUGAAGGUUAUUGCAAAGAAGCUACAGGAGCUUAAUGAGAAGGUUCUGGCCGAAGCUGGGAAAGAUAUUGCCUUGGAUCCGACUGAGAUGGAAGCUGUAGUUGCUUUAUGCAACCAGCUGGAGUCCUCUUCAAAACUUGCGGAUUCAAGUGUUCUGGAAUCUGGAGUCCCAUUGAUUUUCAGAGUCGCAACCUCCUGGCCUGAAUCCACCAGACUUCCUGGACUGGAUCUCCUGCGUCUACUUGCUGCCGCUGCACCAUACACGGCGUCCACGGAAUAUAACGGCAACAAUCUUGUAUCUGGAAUUAUCGCUAGUGGAGUAUUCGAUUCGCCUCUUAACGUUAACAACGCGAUGCUCACCAUUCGAAUGCUUGCAAAUCUCUUCGAGACUGAUGCUGGUCGGAACUUGGCCAUAAGCGAAUUCGACCGGAUUGUUGCUGCGGUCAAGUCCGCUUUGGCCAAUAGUGAUUCGCUAAAUCGCAACCUCACCGUCGCGACUACGACAUUAUACAUCAACUUCGCCGUCUACAUCACUUCUGAAGGCAGGGAACAAGAUCCUGAGUCUGCAGAGCGAGGACUGAUACUUCUUGAGGAGCUUUUCAAGAUCAUCGCCAGCGAGAAGGAUUCUGAGGCCAUCUACCGAGCACUUGUCGCGGUGGGUACUUUGGUAAAAUCUUUGGGUGUUGAAGUCCAAAGUGCUGCCAAGGAAAUCUACGAAGUUAACAAUGUUCUCGCGCGGGUUUCUGGGACAGCGGCAGGAAAAGAGCCGCGGGCGAAGGGCAUUAUUGGCGAGAUUCGAGACAUCGCUCUUUGA